Messenger RNA from Gamsiella multidivaricata, 2787 nucleotides. RefSeq lists its product as uncharacterized. Lineage: Eukaryota; Fungi; Mortierellomycota; Mortierellomycetes; Mortierellales; Mortierellaceae. Bases 1 to 2787 code for a protein of 928 amino acids. The transcript has 4 exons. The record is from RefSeq and is a predicted model, not a curated record.
AUGGACCCUGGUAUACCUUUGUGCGACAUGUCCGUGCACCGCCCCAGAAUCAUGGAUGCGCCCGCCUCGUAUCAAAUCAAGACCAAAUGCUCUCUUGGCUCAAUCUUUACCAGCAACCUUUGUCUCCGGGAGGGCAUCCCAAAGUCAGCAAACCACCUCAAGCUAUGCACCAUUCAGCAACAGUUCUCCACCAACGUCUACAGCAUCAACAACUUCCCAAUCUACGAAAAACUUACAUACCUCUCACGAUCAGAUGAACAAGCUCGACCCAAUAUCGAUGAUGCGCGUGCUCCCUUCAUGGAUAUCCAGGCUUUGCCAACGAAGCGUCGUCAUAGACGCCUGUCAAUGUUCGUUGCGUCGAUGCAGGUGGUGAAAACAGGCAAGUUCAGUCGCAAGCAUGGAUGCCCUAUUUCCUUCAAAGCUCGCAGUAUGACACCCUACAAGCCGAAAGCACUGCCGUUUAAGCCUAAUUCUAUUCAAAGGUCUAACGCUCCCAGCCGUCGAUUCCUAUGUCAGUCCCAGGCUCCGCUUUCUCUUCGUAUUGGGGGAAAAAUCCAUGCACUGCCCGCUCUCCGGUCAUCCGAGGCAUAUCAGUACCUGCUGUGUCGCACCGUUUGUAGAAAUGGCCUGGAUACUGGCAGUGGCGCUGAUUCUACAGAGGCGUCAAGUCAUGGUAACCAUGCAACCGAUUCCACCGGAAAGAGGGCUGAAGGAGACGGUGGAUCAAACCAAGGCUCCGACUCGGGAAAUGGGGAUGGCAAUGGAGGGACUGAUGAGAGUAUCGGUGGUGGUAACGGUGGAGAGAGCGGCGAAGGUCCAGGCGAUGGUCAUGGUGACGGCAGCGAAGGCAAUGGAGAGGGUGGGGAUAGAGAAGGAGGGUCCAAAGACGCUAAAGAAGGAGAGGAGGCAGAUGGAGAGGACGAAGAGAAGGAUGGAGACGAAAAAAAGAAUGAGAAGGAGGAUGACAACGGAAACCCAGGCGUAGAGGGGAUGGACGAUGUUGAAGUCGUCGACGCCAAUGAUGAGCACCAGGCGGGUUCCUUUGUGUAUGAGGACGCGCCAGACUACGAAGUCGCUGUACCUACGCCCGUUUUCCCUGUCAUUACCGCGACUCAAAUGUUCGGCACCACUGGCGACAGUCCAGAAGCCGUGAACAUCUAUAUCGAUUCCCCACCGCAAACGAGUACAUUAGAUUUUUCUGGCAUUCACUUUGAACCGCCUAGUCUUGAACUACAACGCGACCAUCUUCCAGAGACGACUCCCCACGACGAAUUCACUCCGUCCGCUCCUUCCACCCUCGGAAAUGCCGAGGAGCGGCGCAUCGCUAGACAGCUCUUGCAAGAGAAACUCGACGAAGCCCUGGCUCUCGCAUUGCAUCAAAGCUACGAGCGUCGUCGUGAACACAACAGCAAGAGCCUGUCAAAACGCGAUCGUAACGAUGAAGAAGCCGUAUCCGAUACCGCUAGCGCCGAGAAGCAAGUCAGCAAGAAAUCCAAAAACAACGCUACCGACGCAGCUUCCUUGAGCGACGAACAGUACGAUUUCGAAUACGAGGACUCUGACCAAGAGCAGUCUGUACAGGACGCAAAUGACGAUACCGGAAUCGAGGUCCCCACAGCACUAAAGUUUUCCAGGUCCCGUUCCGUGUCCCCUCAAGCAGGACCACAAGACCACCACAGCGCGAACCAACAAGCCUAUUGGGAAAUGCGGCCCUCAGAGGCAGGAUCCGGUUCUCAAGCCUCGACCACGGAGCUUGUUCAUGAGCUGCCUGCAGCGAAUAUUGAAUGGCACGAGCAAGAAGCGCGUGAGACCGACGAUGUACAAACCUCUGUCUUUGAAGCACCUCAGUCCGCGCUCGAUCUCUUGGCCAUAGUGUCGGAGCAACGUCCCCAUCUCGAACUCUCGACGCCGCAACCUCAAGGAACCGAACGCCGUACAUCUCUACCGGCUGUUGUCGAGCCUCCUGCAUCCCAAGAGACGAGUCAGAGCACGGCGGGAACGAAACGCAAGUCUCCGCCUCCCGAACCAUCUUAUUCUUCCGAAACUCCAGCUCCAGCUCUAGCUCCAGCUCCGGCUCCAGCUCUGGCUCAAGCAGCGCCCCCUGCGCAACGAACACGUUCUGCAGCGCCUCUAAGAUCGAGUUCGACGCGGAAAGAAUCUACAUUAUCGGAGAAAAGGCCGACGUCUUCAGAGGAAAAGCCCACGUUAUCGGAAAAUAGGCUCGUGUUAUCGACUAAAAGACCUGUAUCGUCUCAGAGAAGAUCGACGUCGUCGACGAAGAGACCCAGUACAUCGGAGAAAAAACCUGUAGGCUCACAAUCAUCUGCUCCAACCGGUUCUGCUGCAUCAGUCAGAAGAAGUUCGCGUCUUGCGGAUAAAAUGGCCAUGAAAGAGUUCGAGGCAAUGAAGGCGCAGAUGCAGGGCCAAGAAGUUGAUGAUGAAGGUCAAGAAGAAGAAGGCGCCGGAAAGGAAAAGGGAAAAGAAAAGGGCAAAGUCAUCCUAUUGAACACAUCCACCUCAGGCAUCUCUCCACAAUGCCAAUCGUACUCUGCAAGCCGCUUGACGAUGCACCUGUCAACCCAGUCGAAAGCCCAGUUGAAGACCCAGCUGAAGACCCAGUUGAAGAUCCAGUUGAAGACCCAGUUGAAGACUCAGUUGAAGACCCAGCUGAAGACCCAGUUGAAGACUCAGUUGAGGGCCCAGUUGAAGGCCCAGUUGAAGACCCAGUUGAAGGCCCAGUUGAAGACCCAGUUGAAGACCCAGCUGGAGACCCAGUCGAAAAUUUAG